Lichtheimia ornata is the source of this 879-nucleotide messenger RNA. RefSeq names its product ATP synthase F1, gamma subunit. NCBI's taxonomy places the organism in Eukaryota, Fungi, Mucoromycota, Mucoromycetes, Mucorales, Lichtheimiaceae. The transcript is spliced from 6 exons. Gene Ontology annotation, biological process: proton motive force-driven ATP synthesis. The record is from RefSeq and is a predicted model, not a curated record. Gene Ontology annotation, molecular function: proton-transporting ATP synthase activity, rotational mechanism. The coding region runs from base 1 to 879 and encodes 292 amino acids.
AUGUUGUCCACCGCAUCACGCAUCGCCGUUCGUCCGGCCGUUAAGCCUUUGAGCCACGGUGUUCAGGCCCGCAACAUGGCUACCCUUAAAGAAAUUCAACUUCGUUUGAAGUCUGUUCAAAACAUUGAAAAGAUCACCAAGUCCAUGAAGAUGAUUGCCUCUACCAAGGUCAACAAGGCCCAACGUGGUAUGGAUGCCGCUCGUGCUUUCGGUGCUGCUUCCAACGCUCUCUUUGAGAGUGCUGAGACUAAGGCUGCUGAUGACAGCAAGACUUUGGUUGUUGCCUCUUCUUCUGAUCGUGGUUUGUGCGGUGGUAUUCACAGCAGCGUUUCCAAGGCCACUCGUCGUGUUUUGGAAGAGCUUCCUGAAGCCGAACUCGUUGUUCUUGGUGACAAGCCCAAGGCUCAACUUCAACGUGUCGCCAAGGAGCGUAUCACUCUUACCUUCAACCAAAUUGGCAAGGAUGUCCCCACCUUUGCUGAAGCUUCUUCUGUUGCCGAUGUCAUCAAGCGUGAGGGUAUCGAGUUUGACAGCGCCAAGAUUGUCUACAACCAAUUCAAGUCCGUGAUUGCUUACGAAGCUGACACCAUCCCUGUCUACUCUGAGGAGGUCUUCAAGAACUCUCCCAACUUUGCCGUCUAUGAAAUUGAGGAUGAUGUUUUGGCCAACCUUCAAGAAUUCACCUUUGCCAACUCCCUCUACUGGGCUAUGGUUGAAGGCUAUGCCUCCGAAAUGUGUGCUAAGCGUGCUGCUAUGGAGAACGCUACCAACAACGCCGGGGACAUGAUCACCAAGCUCACCAUGACCUACAACCGUGGUCGUCAAGCCGUCAUUACCAACGAAUUGAUCGACAUUAUCACUGGUGCUUCUGCUCUGUAA